Messenger RNA from Cordyceps militaris CM01, 603 nucleotides. RefSeq lists its product as uncharacterized. NCBI's taxonomy places the organism in Eukaryota, Fungi, Ascomycota, Sordariomycetes, Hypocreales, Cordycipitaceae. The coding region runs from base 1 to 603 and encodes 200 amino acids. The transcript is spliced from 4 exons. The record is from RefSeq and is a predicted model, not a curated record.
AUGCGCUCUCCGGCUGCCACUCUCCUGGCAUGGCUAUAUCAUGGGCUCAUCAGUAGAAUUGUUCACUACAUCGACUCUAGCAUCAACUGUGCUUUGGAAACUGUGAAGCGAGUAAAACCCAGUUCGCCUCUCCAUACUUCGCCUUGCAUCACUCCUACGAACAGCUUCAAAUCGAGCAGAAUGAAGGUCAUCAUUGGCCUUGUCGCUCUUCUUGAGUUGGCAGGAGCCAUACCAUUGGUCGCAGAGCCAGAUACCGCACUCAAGAGCGAUAUCGCUCUUCAGAGCGAUACCACACUUGAGAGCCAAGCAGCCCAAGGUCUCCCAAGCGGCCUUUGCAUCUACAGCUUUUGCAAGCCUCUCAAGUGGAUGGGUAUAAGCGAGAAAAGCUACACAAACUGCAAAGCAACUUGUAAGAUACCGGGUAAAAUGCUGAAGGCUAGUUGCCCUCCUCUUUGCCAGGAAUUGGUUGGUAAAAUUCCUCUUGUGGGUGGCGCAACCGCUGCCAUUUGCACAAGAAUGUGUGAAGCGCUUUUCGAUGAUAAGGAUCCCCCCCCCCAGUCCUGCUACUUCGGUCGUUGUAUGGAGUUCUCCAUUGGAGUUUAA